AUGGCCCAGACGGUUGCACGUUUAAAACAGGUUAUCGACGCAGCGAGUGCGUCAGCGGGGAUCUUCUCGGCUUUAUUGCAGGGUGAUGCCAUGUCCAGACGAUGCUGGAUUGUGAUGUAUGUGCCAAACCCGACCAAUAUGUUUCCCAAAGCUCAAUGGCUCGCCUUUCUUUUGGAAGAUUCCAAUCCUAUGUGGCAUGCAUCGUUAUCCUCCAUAUCAUCGCACAGGGACAAGGGCACGGCUUCCGCCGCGAAACAUGACAAGAUGGCCGACGAUACCGCAAAAGAAUUCCACGCAGAACUUGAGCCCCUUCACGACCUGGCGCAAGCGAGGACACCCUCCGAUCACAAUCAAAACGAUGGAGGAAGUAUUUGUCGUGGCUUGCAUGACGGCUAUGACGGAACGUCGCUGCUGCUCACUUUGUCACUCUUCUCCGGGGUGCAACAGCGGAGAGCACUGUUAUCCGGCCUUCGGUGGUGA
Molecule: messenger RNA, 480 nt
Organism: Sporothrix schenckii 1099-18
Lineage: Eukaryota; Fungi; Ascomycota; Sordariomycetes; Ophiostomatales; Ophiostomataceae
Exons: 1
Coding region: 1-480 (159 amino acids)
Source: RefSeq, a predicted model, not a curated record